UUUUUGGUUCUUACCCUUUUGAAUAUUCAGUCUCUUCUCUGAUGGGUAUAGGCUGUUUUGUUAUGUUUUUUUGUUUUGACGCCAUGGAUGCCUUGCUGCUGCUUUGAAUAGUGAUAUCUCAGAAGUGGUGUUCUUUUGUGUUUAAGUUAACUAUGGCUAUGAAUCAGAAACCUCGCCUCAAAGAUUCUGCUCUGAGACGUUUUAAAUUGGUUAUUCUUGUGACAUUAUUGGGGUUCUUGCUGUUUAUGAUCCUUAUGGAAACGAAUUUGUUUCAGAAUUUUGCUCCUUGGUCUUCUGAUAAUAUUCGUGAGGAUCCAUAUGCUGGCUUUGGUCGUUUUGAUUCUAAUGAUGAACUUAAGCUGCCCAAACAAACUGAGUUAUCGAUUCGUUUAGAAAAGCGAAAUCGAUUGCCACUUCGAAACUUAGAUCUGUAUCCAAAUAUAGCCAAGGAUCAUAUACCUAUUGUACUUUAUGUGCACAAUCGACCGCAGUAUCUUCGAGUCGUAAUCGAUAGCUUGUCCAAAGUUACAGGAAUAAGUGAAACCUUGCUAAUUGUUAGCCAUGAUGGGUACUUUGAAGAAAUGGACAAGCUUGUCCAGAACAUCAGGUUUUGCUCAGUGAAACAGAUUUUUGCUCCAUACUCUCCUCAUCUCUUUCCCGACAGCUUUCCCGGUGUCUCGCCUACAGAUUGUAUGGGGAAACAUUAUCCUAUGCUAACAACAAAUUGCAGAGGGAAUCCUGAUCAGUAUGGAAACCAUCGGUUGCCUAAAAUCGUUUCGUUAAAGCACCAUUGGUGGUGGAUGAUGAACACGGUGUGGGAUGGAUUGGAGGAGACGAGGGGGUUGUCGGGUCAUAUUUUGUUUAUUGAGGAAGAUCAUUUUAUAUUGCCAAAUGCGUAUCGGAAUCUGCAGUUACUCGUGUCGUUGAAGCCUAAAAAAUGUCCUGAAUGCUAUUCUGUGAAUCUAGCUCCUAGUGAUGUGAAAUCAAGAGGUGAGGGUAACAAUUUUCUCGUUGCAGAGAGGAUGGGAAAUAUUGGUUAUGCUUUCAAUAGGUCUGUUUGGAAGAAAAUCCAUAAGAAAGCAAAG
This is a messenger RNA of Cucurbita pepo subsp. pepo (vegetable marrow), 1085 nucleotides long. NCBI's taxonomy places the organism in Eukaryota, Viridiplantae, Streptophyta, Magnoliopsida, Cucurbitales, Cucurbitaceae. The record is from RefSeq and is a predicted model, not a curated record.